Molecule: messenger RNA, 4139 nt
Organism: Leptopilina boulardi
Lineage: Eukaryota; Metazoa; Arthropoda; Insecta; Hymenoptera; Figitidae
Product: E3 ubiquitin-protein ligase RNF19A-like
Exons: 13
Coding region: 553-2703 (716 amino acids)
Biological process (GO): protein polyubiquitination; ubiquitin-dependent protein catabolic process; positive regulation of proteasomal ubiquitin-dependent protein catabolic process
Cellular component (GO): ubiquitin ligase complex; cytoplasm
Molecular function (GO): zinc ion binding; ubiquitin protein ligase activity; ubiquitin conjugating enzyme binding
Source: RefSeq, a predicted model, not a curated record
AGUUGACAUUAUUCUAAUGUGUCAAAAGUGUUUAACAUUUAAAAAUUAUUAACUUCCGGCAAUUAAUUUACAAUAUUUAUUUUCUGGACUAAUUGCUGUCUAUUUAUAGUAUCAUUCGCAUAGUGUGAUUAUCUAUUUUAAAGUUGAACUUGUUUACACUUGUUUUUGCUCUUUUGUCAAUCCAGUGGUGGUCAACAUCAUAUUUUUUUAAUUGUGCAAUUAAAAUCAGCAUAACAGGAAUUAUCGAAAAAGUAUAACUUUGCAAUUUAAGAGAACUUGUAGGUUUCCACUCUAUAUAUUUGAUCUUGGUGUGCAAGGUAACACACAAGUUAGCAGUUUGAUGGUGGACGACAAGGAAGGAGAAAGAAAAUUAUUGUGCAGCAAGUAGUCAUUCGCUAAAAAGUGUAGUCUGUGAUUAGUUCAGGUCAGCUGUUGUGUAUUUAAAUAAAAACAUAAGUGUUAAAAUAUUAUUUCGUGGUGUAAACGAAUGUUGGAUUAUAUGAAACGAAAUGAUUAAAGAAUUGUGGUAAAAUAAGUGAAUUUUAUUGAAGAAUGCUCAAAGAAGUUGAAAGCGGAGCAGGAGGUUGCAAUGGUGUCACCUCUAGACCUCGACGAUUUUUUCCAAGGUUUUCAUUGCGUAGAUUAUUAUAUUCAAGUCCUUUAAUUGGUCGCCGAAUUUCAAGAGUGACUAAUUCCAGUAUCAGAAAUACCAAAGCAAAAGAUCCUGUUAAUAGAGCAAUAGAUGUCGAAAAAGGAGAAGCAAGAGUUAGUAAUGGAUCAUCUCAUUUUCAGUCACAUAAUUCUGAUCUUCAAAGAGCUUCCAGUAAAGGCUCCGUCCUGUCAACUGCAGGAAAGAGUAACGAAAAUGGAGAAUUAGAAUGUCCUCUUUGCUUGGCUGAAUUGCCAAGUGAAUUAUUUCCUACAAUUCAAACUUGCCAUCAUCGAAGUUGUUAUGAUUGUUUUCAACAAUAUCUUAAAGUUGAAAUUUCUGAAUCGAGAGUCAAUAUCGCGUGUCCUGAAUGUUCCGAGCCUUUACAUCCUAAUGAUAUCAGGAUGAUUUUGAAUGAUCAAGUUCAAUUAGAAAAAUAUGAAGAUUUUAUGGUUCGAAGAGUACUUGCUGUUGAACCAGAUGCAAGGUGGUGUCCUGCUCCUGAUUGUUUUUUCGCUGUAAUAGCAAGUGGCUGUGCUUCUUGUCCUAAAUUACGUUGCGAAAGGCCAGGUUGCGAUUCAUAUUUUUGCUAUCAUUGUAAAGCACGAUGGCAUCCAAAUCAAACGUGUGACGCUGCGAGAGCUCAAAGAUUCCAACACUAUGAACGAAGUUCGUCGUUAAGUUUCAGCCAAAGUGAUUCACAACACAGAGAUGAUAUUAAACCUUGUCCAAGAUGUCAAGUUCUUAUUGUUAAAAUGGAUGAUGGCAGUUGCAAUCAUAUGACUUGCGCUGUAUGUACAGCUGAAUUUUGCUGGCUUUGUAUGAAAGAAAUCAGUGAUCUUCAUUAUUUGAGUCCAUCAGGCUGUACAUUUUGGGGUAAGAAACCUUGGUCGAGAAAGAAGAAGAUUUUAUGGCAAUUAGGCACGUUAGUUGGAGCACCAGUUGGAAUAGGUCUUGUGGCAGGUAUAGCUGUUCCUGCAAUGAUAAUAGGUAUACCAGUAUGGGUCGGUAGAAAAUUGUAUACCAGAUAUGAAAAAGCUAAUAAACAUAAAAGGAAUGCCUUCAUUGUGGGCGGAGUGACUGCAUCGGUAUUAGUUGCUCCUGUGUUGGCUGGUUUAGCGGUGGGAAUUGGAGUUCCGAUUUUAUUGUUCUACGUUUAUGGUGUAGUUCCCGUGUCAUUGUGUCGUAGCGGAGGAUGCGGAGUAUCGACAAAUGGUUCAGGUGUUAGGUUCGAGUUUGACGAUGAAAACGAAUUAAUGGGUGCACUUGGAGGUCGAAAUGUUGGAGAUGCAGCAUCAAUUGGUGUUGUAAGUCAUCGUGGUGGUAAUCCAUCAAUAGGUGAAGCUUCACUUUCAUUGGGAAGUGGAAGUCAAUUAGAAAAGUUGGGUCGCGAAAAUGAUCGUGAAAGCGCGAGUAAUGUUGCUCUUGCAGGAACAAGCAUAGCCGGAAGUAUAGCAUCGAGUGUUCUUCCAGGAGGUCAAAGUAGACUGGAAGUUCAAGCUGAUGUUACAUCAACGCAAAGAUUUAGCUUGUGCAGUGAAACUGCAUCAGCUACUACGAGUCUAUCGGAAAAAUCCGUCAAUGCUUCAAUUGCUUUGGAUGAUGGAGCAGCAUCAACAAGAGCAUUAGCCGGUUCGGUGUUAAAUUUUAAGAUUGAAGGUAGUUCUAUUACAAGUGGUCCAAGUAUGGAGGGAGAACAAACAUCAAAUAGUGCAACAACAGCUACUGUUACUGAAGCGAAUGUUGAUACAGCCGGUCAAGCAGCUUCUCUCAGUUCAUUAGAAGAAAUAACACCUGGUUUAGCGAAACGUUCUCGCCGAAGGCCCACUUUGGAUCGACAACACAGCGAAUCCAACAGUUGGACUGUUUGUGAAGAAGAUGGUGGCUCUGAACGUGUUCGAUUUGAUCAUCAUGUGAGUUUCAUUGAAGCUGAUCAGGAAGCUAGUAGUAGUAAUAGCUCAACAAAUGUCACAAGAGGUCCUGCACGACGCAAAAGAAAUAAAGAAAUCGAUCAAGAUCAGGAUUCACAGAAAACAACGAGACUCAACACGUAAAAAAUACUGUAAGUAAUAAAAUAUAUAUAUAUAUAUACAUACAUAUAAAUAUAUUUUUUUUAAAAAAAGAAAAACGCACACAAGUCCAUCCAUCGAUAAAUUUUUGCGUCUUAUUACAAAAUUUAAUGACGCAUCAAGGAGAUUUGUGCGAUACAUUUUUUUUUCAAAUUCCAGUAAAUGUAUUUUAUGCUAGAUGAUCAAUUUAGAAAAAAAAAAAAGAUUUAAUAUUUCGUUGACGUCAGAAAUAUGAGUUAAUUUUUUUAAUCUUUAAAGACUGGAAGUAACAAAAAAAAAAAAAAUGAUUACUUAAUCGAUUGAUAUUUUGUGAUUCGACUUUAUUUUUUGUAUGAAAAAAAAAAUUUAUUAGAAUUGAUUUAAAUCGAUAAGAUAUCGCAAAAUCUUUAUUAUACUGUUAAUCUUUGAAAAUUUUUCUUCCAUUAGUCAACGAUAUCUGUUAUUAUCAGAAAAACGUUGUCAGUGAUUAUAAAAAAGAAAAAACAAAAAAACAAGCCAAUGUUAGCGUGCUUAUAAUAAUGAGUUACACGUCACUGCUAUGAUGCAUACGAGUAUUUGUAUAUGUACUGUGCGAAAUCAAAGACUGAGCGUGUUUGAAACAGUUUAAUGAAGCAGAUGUUGAAAUGAAAGGACAGUUUUAGAUGCUUAAGUAAAGUUUAUAUAUACGAAAUGUAUACGCAUGUAUGCACAUUUGUACAGUUACGUAUAUGUAUCAACACAUAUAACAUUUAAAUGUAUACUUUAUAACGUGUACAUGUCCAAUUAUACAAAAAUUGUUCAUACAUUUACGAAAAAAAAAGAAGAUACGUUAAUUACGUUAAACUGCUUCAAAAAAAAAAAAAAAAAAAAAAAAAUUGGGAUACACCAUUAAAAAAAAAAAAAAGUAAUUAUAAGCUGUAAAUUCAAAUUGCAUUGAAUUUAAUUUAAAAAUUUAUUUUGCAGCACUUAACUUCUUUUUAAAAAUUCAAAAAGAAAAGUAAAAAAAAUAUUUGUGUAUUAAUAGAAUAUAUUAGUGCUGCAUUCAUGGUGUAUCAACGAAUGUAUAUCUUUUACAAUAAGCGAGAAAGUAAUAAAGGUAAUAUUGAUAAAUGUAAUAAUUAUAAUUAGGGCUUCGGCAAAAAAAAAGUAUAUGUGUAAGUAGUGUAUAAUACGCAUCUUUAUAUUUUUUGUCUAAUAAGAGGACAAUGUCAUAAAAUUUUCUUUUGUUUUCAAUUUUGGAUAACAAAAAAAAGUUAUGCAUGCACUGUAUCUGCAAAGUAUAUUUUCAAAAAAAAAAAAAAAAAAUUAACAUGCAGGGACUGUGAGUAUCAAAAAAUUGACUCGGCUUAUGUUUUUUACUUCAUAACAUGCUGCAAUUUACAGUAUCAAAUCACAAUCUCAUGAAAUAUUUAUUAGAAAUUUAAUUAUAUGAUGACUUAGUA